AUGUUUAAGGUCCUUAACUGGAAUAUCAGGGGCAUAAAGUCCCAAGCAGCUACUGAGAGACUCAAAUUUUUUAUAAGACAGUUUAAAAUCUCGUUUGUAGCCCUUCAAGAGCCUUUUAGCAAAGAGGAAAAGAUCGACAAUUAUAGACAGAUUCUGGGUAUGCAGGAAUGCGCAGUAAACAGCAGUAAUAAAAUAUGGAUUUUCUGGAGUACUGACCUAAUUUGUGAUGUGUAUGCUAAUGAUGAACAGAUGCUCACUUGCAAGAUCCAUACCUCUAGUAAUAAUUCGUUCAUCUAUCUAUCGGUGGUUUAUGCUAAAACUAGAUCUCUGGCUAGAGAGCAGCUAUGGGAACACAUGAGAGUUCUUGCCUCUACUUUCAAUAAUCCUUGGAUGGUUUGUGGGGACUUUAACAGUAUUUUAGGCCCUGAAGAGAAACUUGGAGUGGAAAUGCCUUUACAUGGUGCAAUGAAAGGAAUGGAGGAUAUCAUCUGGAAAAGAUUAGACCGAAUGCUUGCUAAUGAUGAUAUGGGAUCUAUGUUCUCCUCCGUCUCUGUCCAUCAUCUUGCUAGGGAAGAUUUUCAAGACACCGUCAAAGAACAAUGGAAUCAGAAUAUCGAUGGUAACAUUUUUUGGUCAAUCCAACAGAAAAUGAAAAAAGUGAGUAAAGCCCUCAGUGAGUGGUCAAGAAACAAGAUUGGUGACAUAUUCAUUAAAGCUAACCAACUGGAGGAGCUUUUCAUUCAACAAGAGGAGAAAUACAUGAAUACUUUAGACCAAACUGACAGAAUGCUUUUAAAUAAGGCUAAGGCUGAUGUGGUUCUUCAUCAUAAAAAGGUGGAUUCUUAUUGGAGACAGAAAGCCCAUCUCGAGUGGCAAUUAGAGGGUGACGAAACUACUAAAUUCUUUCACUCGGUGGUAAGGGGAAGAAGGCACCAUAUGAGGAUCCAAAGAAUUAAAUAUGCCAACGAAUGGAUAGAAGAAGAAGAAGAUGAUAUUGCUAGAGCUGCUAUUAACUUCUACCAGAAUCUCUUUACCCAAAAUCACACUUAUAUUGAUCUCAGCAUCCUAGACUGCAUCCCUAACCUUGUCACCUGUGAUGACAACCAGAUACUCAAUGAGGAAAUCUCUAGCAAAGUGGUUAAAGAUGCCACUUUCGACAUAGAUCCUAAUAGCUCUGCCGGACCUGAUGGCUUUUCCAGUUUUUUUUUCCAGAAGUGUUGGAGUAUAGUUGAGCAUGACUUGGUCAGCAUGGUGAAGGCGGUGUACAAAGGCACCCCUAUGCCUAAGUACUUCACCAGCACAUGCCUUAUUCUAAUUCCCAAAUCCCAGCAUCCUCAGGAAUUCUCAGAGUUCAGGCCAAUUAGCCUCAGCAAUGUGACUCACAAGAUUGUUUCUAAAGUUCUCAAUAACAGGCUUUCCAAGAUUCUUCCUAAGAUUAUCUCCUCUAAUCAAAAGUGGCUUCAUGAAAGGAAGGGCUAUAGGUGA
Lycium barbarum (goji berry) is the source of this 1485-nucleotide messenger RNA. RefSeq lists its product as uncharacterized. The coding region runs from base 1 to 1485 and encodes 494 amino acids. The transcript is spliced from 3 exons. Lineage: Eukaryota; Viridiplantae; Streptophyta; Magnoliopsida; Solanales; Solanaceae. The record is from RefSeq and is a predicted model, not a curated record.